Molecule: messenger RNA, 5032 nt
Organism: Anastrepha obliqua
Lineage: Eukaryota; Metazoa; Arthropoda; Insecta; Diptera; Tephritidae
Gene: Cyp4d1
Product: cytochrome P450 4d1
Exons: 7
Coding region: 195-2723 (842 amino acids)
Molecular function (GO): nucleic acid binding; iron ion binding; monooxygenase activity
Source: RefSeq, a predicted model, not a curated record
UUUCUAAAUUUAUAUUUCCGAAUUUUUCUAAAUUUGUUUUUCUAAACUUUUCUGUUUUUCUGAAUUUUUCUAAAUUUAUUUUUCUGAAAUUUUUUGACAACUUCAUAGCUUAAGCACUUUUUCAGGUUUUGUUCAAGGCGAAUCUAUUAAAGGUAGUAUAGGUAAACCAGCCAUUUUUUUCUUUCGCCGUAUCCAUGAUGGCCACGAUAUUCCUUACGGAAGUUUAUGCCAUCUUGAAUGUGGCAUACUGGCUAAUUGAGAAAAAGUGGCGGGGUAGCAGUAUUGAAAUUUGUAGUGACAGUCAAGCUGCACUGAAAGCCCUUGCGAACUCACGCUGCUCUCCGAAAUUAGUCGCUGAAUGUAAGACAAAACGGAACAGUGUUGCAAAACACAACAAAGGUAGUUUUAUUUGGGUACCUGGACAUUGUAGUAUUACAAGAAACGAGUUAGCUAAUAAACUGGCUAAUGAAGGCUCUGCAAGCAUGCCACUAAGCCCUGAACCAUUUCCAGGUGUCAAUUCCGCAUCGAUUCAACUAUGGAUUGAUGACUUCAUGAGGUCUAAAGGACCUGAGAGUAGUGACGUAUUCAGUCUUAUUAAAAUGUUCCUGCUGAUCGGUUUGCUCGUAACUGUGACAGUACUCACCGCCGCUGUACUCAUCUACAAGCUGAAAUAUAAAUAUUUGAUCGAUGUGACAAGGGACAUACCAUCAGCACCCGCAUUACCCAUUCUAGGGCAUGCACUCUAUUUCGUCAAUAAGCCAGCACAAGUAAAAGUAGAAAAAUUUGUUGACCUCCUUAACAUUUAUGGCAAUACGACAAAGGUGUGGUUGGGCCCUGAACUGCAUAUUUUGUUCUCUGAUGUAAAGGAUGUGGAGGCGGUUUUGGGUUCGAUGGUAUUAAUUGAAAAGGCGGACGUGUAUAAAGCGUUGGAGCCAUGGCUAAAGGAAGGUUUACUCGUGAGUCGUGGACGCAAGUGGCGUAAGCGUCGAAAGGCUAUAACACCGGCAUUUCAUUUUAAAAUCUUGGAACAAUUUAUUGAAGUGUUCGAGCGUGAAUCGCGUGUUUUGGUGGCCAAUUUGGAGCGCGAGCGGCAAAUGCAAGGCAGUAAGGGAAUAAAUUUCGAUGUUUGGAUAAAUUUGUACACGCUGGAUACAAUUUGUGGCUUAAUCAGUCUUACUAAAAUGUUUCUGAUGAUCGGUUUGCUCGUAACUGCAACAAUACUCACCGCCGUUGCACUCAUCUACAAAUUGAAAUAUAAAUAUUUGAUCGAUGUGACAAGGGACAUACCAUCAGCACCCGCAUUACCCAUUCUAGGGCAUGCACACUACUUUAUCAAUAAGCCAGCGCAUGCCAUCGAAGAAACAUUUCGUGAAUUCUUUAACAUUUAUGGCAAUACGACAAAGGUGUGGUUGGGCCCUGAACUAUAUAUUUUGCUCUCUGAUGUAAAGGAUAUAGAAGCGGUUUUGGGUUCAAUGGUAUUAAUUGAAAAGGCGGACGUUUAUAAAGCGUUGGAGCCAUGGCUACAGGAAGGUUUACUCGUGAGUCGUGGACGCAAGUGGCACAAGCGUCGAAAGGCUAUAACACCGGCAUUUCAUUUUAAAGUCUUGGAACAUUUUAUUGAAGUGUUCGAGCGUGAAUCGCGUGUUUUGGUGGCCAAUUUGGAGCGCGAGCGGCAAAUGCAAGGCAGUAAGGGAAUCAAUUUCGAUCCUUGGAUAAAUCUGUACACGCUAGAUACGAUUUGUGAAACUGCCAUGGGCGUGUCAGUGCAUGCGCAAACCCACACCGAUUCGGAGUAUGUGCAAGCGGUAAAAACCAUCUCCACCGUCACGCAUAAGCGCAUGUUCGACAUCAUCUAUCGCUUUGAUUUCACUUAUCAGUUCACCGCACUGGCACGCGAAGAGAAACGUGCAUUAGCCGUCCUGCAUGGCUUCACCGAGCGCAUUAUCAUGCAACGACGCGAAGAGUUGCUGCGUGCGCAAAACGAUGUUGGUGUUGCCGACGUCGAUGCCGAUAACGACGACGAUGUGGGUGUGAAAGGCAAACAAGCAUUUCUCGAUAUACUAUUGCACUCGCUGAUCGAUGGCAAGCCGCUGAGUAAUUUGGAUAUACGCGAAGAGGUGGACACAUUCAUGUUCGAGGGACACGACACCACCUCCUCGGCAAUCAUUUUUUUCUUCUACAACAUAGCGACCUAUCCGGAAUGUCAGAGGAAGUGUUUCGCAGAGAUUGUAGACGUUUUUGGCAAGGAUAAAACUAAGCCUGUAACCCAUGAGGCGCUUAAUAGGUUAAACUAUGUGGAAUUGUGCAUUAAGGAGACGUUGCGUAUGUUCCCCUCAGUGCCGCUUUUGGGACGUAAAGUCACGAAGGAAUGUGAAAUAAAUGGUAAAACUAUACCGGCUGGUGCUAAUAUCGGUAUUUCGCCACUUUACCUGGGACGUAAGGAGAAUAUCUUUCCCGAAGCGAACACGUUUAAACCAGAACGAUUUGAUACUUCAAACAAUUCAAUGAAAAUUAAUCCUUACAGCUUUAUACCAUUCUCGGCUGGUCCGCGUAACUGCAUCGGUCAACGCUUCGCCAUAUUGGAGGUGAAGAGCGUUGUGGCAAAUGUACUGCGUCAUUUUGAAGUCGAGUAUGAAAGCGGAAAUGAGCCGAUACUUCUUGCCGAGUUGAUAUUGCGCAACAAAGAUCCAUUGAUGUUCAGACUAAAGCCAAGAGAAUAUUAACUAUAGAAAAGAGGAAAGAGAGGAAGAUAGAGUGGGAGGGAAAGAAAUGCAACCUAGGCGUACACAAAUGCUUUGCAUCCUUUUUUGGACAUAACAUCGAUACAUCAAUUUUCACUGAAACUACACACACAGCGAUAAUUAAAUUCACUGAUAGGCUCGUCACAAUGGGUCCGUUUCGUUCGUUACGACAACGAAUUUGACUGACAUUUUGCUGUCAUGGGUGGGCCAUGUAAAAUUUGCUUUUUGAAUCGGCUAUAAAAAAAAAAACUAACUAACUUUUUCAAACUUUUUCUUUAUUUUGAAGACUGAACAUUGUCAUUUAUGAAUGAAAAAUAAUAUCGUUCAAAUGACUGCCACGACUGGCUUUACAGUAGGCCAUUUGAUCAACCCAAUUUUUAAGCACAUUUUCGAUUAUUUGGGCUCCAAUUUCAUAAAUGGCAACUUCAAUUUCGUGGUUUAAAGCAGCAAUCGUCUCUGGAUGGUUCGCAUAGCAUUUGUCCUCAACGGCUCCCCACAAAAAAUAGUCCAAAAGGCUUAAAUCACAGCUCCGAGGCGGCCAAUUGAUAUCGGAAUUUCGGCUGAUUAUUCGGUUUUCAAAAGCGCUAGCCAAAAGUUCGAAUGUAACUUUGGCAGUGUGACAAGUUGCACCGUCCUGUUGAAACCAAAUGUCGUCCAUGUCAUCCUCUUCAAUUUUUGGAAACAACUCGUUGAGGAUGUCACGGUAACGCUUGCCAUUUACUGUAACCGCGGCUCCUCGCUCAUUUUCGAAAAAAAUGGCCCGAUGAUGCCGCCAGACCAAAAACCGCACCAAACAGUGACUCCUUGUGGAUGCAUUUGCUUCUCUACAGUAACUUGUGGUUUUUCUGAGCCCCAAAUCCGACAAUUUUGCUUAUUGACGUAGCCACCGAUGUGAAAACCAGAAAAGAAGAAGAAGACUCAUCACUUUGGAAAUAGGUUUUCAAUAUUUACCAAUUUUGUUCAAUCGUAUAGCGUCCCAUUUCGUAAAUGUCAAACCUUUAAGUAAAUUAUAAACACAUUUGACAUGUCUUUUGUGUUACCAUUCUCAAAAAAAUAGGUGAUUCAAAAAGCAAACGCUAUAUGACCCACCCUGUAGAUUAUGUGUAUUUGAGUCGAAGCCCCACAUGCAUACAUCAUAUCACUCAAGCUGCCGCAUUGUCUAGUCGAACACGACAAAUUCGCAACACCAAACGCUUCAUAGAACCGAGAUAAAAUACAGCAUUAACCUUUUGGCUCAUUUCCAUGUAACGCAAUGAAGAUUUCGGCACUUUUUAUGAAUUCACGCACAGGCCGUUAUGAUUGUAGUCUUGCUGAACUUCCGUGCCUCCUUUGAAUCGUGUAAGCCACUCAAAAGUAGAGGAACGAGAUAAAAACUCAUCACCAUAAACUUUUUGAUGCAUCUCGGACGCCAUUUUACCGAGCUUAAAAUAGAAAUUAUUAUUAUUAUUAUUAUUAUUUUAUUAUUAAACAUAGAAAUUAAUACUGGUUCUUUGUUCAAAAUUAAUUUUCCGGUCGAUGCUUCAAAAGUACUGUCACAUUACACGUAAUAAAUCAGCUUCUAUUAAACUCAAUGCUAUUUUGAUACAGCAUCCGUGAUGGAUGUAGCUUCAUGCGUUCAAAUCUAAAAGAAUGCGCUACUGGUUACUGAGAUAUGAAGGCAGCCUGGGGACUUUUGUGGCAGACCUUGUAUGCAAAUAAGUAAAUUCUGCAGAGAUUACUGAAGAUAUUCUCCUUUGCCAAUAACAAUUUCAGCAAUUCAUAUACAUAAAUAUUUUCCCUUGAAUAUACAUACAUAUUUCUGCGAGAUCUGCGUAAGCACAAAGGAAUGUUAAAAUCUUACGAGCGCGCUUGCCACAUUUCCAUCCGAACAAAUUCAUUUACACUCCCAUCGUAGUAAAUUCCAAAAAAUAAAUACAUACAUAUGUAGUAGAAUAUAAGUACAUAUGUAUGUAUACAAGUAUGUAUGUAGCGCCGCCGUCUGUAUGUAUAAGUGCAUAGUAUAUAUGUAUGUACAUGCAAUCAAUUCAUCCUCUAUGCCAUUGAUGGAAAAAUUGCUACAUUUGUUUUUUGCUAAAAAUUUUCCAUGACCUCCAAUGAAAGACGUAAGAAUAUGCUGAGCUCAAACACUAAACAAGCCAUUUGCGAAAGUAACUACAAACAUAAAAUUCAAUGAUUUCCAUUUUACAUUAUUCACAAGUAAACAAGUAUGAGUGUGGGCGAAAUGUCUAACAAUAAUUAUUAGGAAAAUGAUUUGUUUUGAAAUAGAGUAAAGUUCCAAAAAUAACUUGAAA